Xiphophorus maculatus (southern platyfish) is the source of this 1459-nucleotide messenger RNA. RefSeq names its product actin-related protein 2/3 complex subunit 4-like (gene arpc4). The record is from RefSeq and is a predicted model, not a curated record. The coding region runs from base 76 to 582 and encodes 168 amino acids. The transcript is spliced from 6 exons. Gene Ontology annotation, molecular function: actin filament binding. Lineage: Eukaryota; Metazoa; Chordata; Actinopteri; Cyprinodontiformes; Poeciliidae. Gene Ontology annotation, biological process: actin filament polymerization; Arp2/3 complex-mediated actin nucleation. Gene Ontology annotation, cellular component: actin cytoskeleton; Arp2/3 protein complex.
GGCACUUCCGGUGUGUUCGCGGAAAACGCAACAGCAGCUACUUCCGCGUUUAGCUCCCUCUGCUGAAACUGAGAAAUGACGGCCACUCUGCGUCCGUAUCUCAACGCGGUGCGUGCCACGCUGCAGGCCGCUCUUUGCCUGGAGAACUUCUCCUCUCAGGUGGUGGAAAGGCACAACAAGCCAGAGGUGGAAGUCAGGAGCAGCAAAGAGUUGCUCCUCCAACCUGUAAUCAUUAGUCGUAACGACAAGGAGAAGGUUCUGAUCGAGGGCUCCAUCAACUCUGUCAGAGUGAGCAUCGCCGUGAAGCAGGCAGAUGAGAUCGAGAAGAUCCUGUGCCAUAAAUUCAUGCGCUUCAUGAUGAUGAGGGCGGAAAACUUCUUCAUCCUGAGGAGGAAACCAGUCGAGGGAUACGACAUUUCUUUUCUCAUCACCAACUUCCACACUGAGCAGAUGUACAAGCACAAACUAGUGGACUUUGUUAUUCAUUUUAUGGAAGAAAUCGACAAGGAAAUUAGUGAAAUGAAGCUGUCCGUCAAUGCCAGGGCUCGCAUCGUCGCAGAGGAGUUCCUCAAAAACUUCUGAAAGCGAGCGAAGACCCAAGAACACAUUCCUUUUGCAAUACUGGCAGUCACUGUGGAGUCGACUCACGGCACGGCAGGCCUUCGCUGGCGUUUUCCGCCAAGAGGAGAAAAGAAGAAAAAGAAGUGCAGUGAGGCUGCGAGGGCCAAUGGGGCUUUUCCCUUUAACCUGAAACUUGUCCUGUGCUCAAAUUAUUGAUGUUUGUGUUUAAUAUUCCCACCACACCUUCAUUUCUUGCUGUGAAAGGUCAACAUAGCCUCUAUAGUAUUGAGCACAGGAUGAAACAGAUUUUUUUUAAAGAUAAUUUAAAUGUUUUUAAGUAUAUUUACAUAUAUAUAUUAUAUGCACAGAAAUUUCAUUUUGUUACCACAAACAUUGAACCAUGAGGGCAAUCAGUUAAUGUUUUAUUUCACAUGCAAACAGAUGAAACAAAUUUACACAUCUGGCAAUUAAUAAAAAUAAAAAUAAAGUAUACUUUGUAUUUUAGUGGUUCUUUUUCAUCUGUUUCACAUUUCCAUUUCCAGAGCUGAAUAUUCAGCACAGUUACGUACAAUAACAGGUAGUAACAUGAUAGAGAUGUGCGUCUACCACACUUCAUACUUUAAUUCAGAAAGCAGACCAGGAACAGGACUGUAGAUAUAUUUUCGGUUUAGUAUCUAAGCAUGAAAAUCAGCUACACUAAAAGUCCUUGAUUUUACUGCAGUUGUCACAUUUUGGAUUAUAGCAACAAAAACACAUUUAGAGUCUUCUGUAGUUUGUCCGUCAGUGGAAUGCAUACGGUUGAUCUGGCUCUGUUAGUUCUUGCGGCACCUUUUUUUUUUUUCCUUUAUAGCUUCAGUAUAAAAUAUAAUGCAGUAAGUAAAAAAAAAAAAAAAAAAAA